AGCAGGCCAUCAAAUCCUGCUUGCUCAUGCAAUAACUUUAGAAAACACAUACAGAGACCCUGGAUCGCUUACGAGUCUCCCAGCAUCCGAAGGCGAUGGAAUUUGCAACACCAGUCAGCCGUCAGUGCAGCCGGCUUGGGCUCGCAAGGGAAGCCUCCUUCGAGGAGGUGCAAGAUGCCAGGAACUACUUGUACGAGACGUACAAGAGGCAUGAGAGGAGCAGGGAGGCCAUAGAGCUGGCCUAUGACAGCAUCCUGCAGGAGCGGAUGAAAGUGCGGCACAAAUACGGCUUCCAGCCACCUCGCAGGGGCCGCAAGAGCGAUGUGCAGGGCGAUCCCCUGCCAACGGGCAUCAUUGGGAACAUCAAGGAGAGGUUGGAACCAUCAGUGCCAUUGCCCACCAUUGUCAACGACGGCUCCAUUUUCAUCAUGAUGGGACUCUGGGCGGCUUGGCAGACGAGCACGGCGGACCCGUCGCUGCCGGUGGGCGCGGCGCUGUGCUUCUCAGUGUGGCGGCUAUUCGACAAGCGCAAGAAGCGCGCGCCCGAGAGCGACCUCGGCCGCUCGCCCAUCUGGGGCGCUGUCGGCGUUACCCUCUUUGGCUUGUUCCUGGGAUCCCUGGUGAGUUGGGCGCUGGUCAGAGUGCUACCCCUGCCGCGAAUCAUCCGGCCUGAUCAGGCGGGGCUCUUCAUCAUCAAUAUUGUGAUGGGCCUGGUCUGCAUCUUCUUCAAGUGA
Molecule: messenger RNA, 734 nt
Organism: Coccomyxa subellipsoidea C-169
Lineage: Eukaryota; Viridiplantae; Chlorophyta; Trebouxiophyceae; Coccomyxaceae
Exons: 6
Coding region: 96-734 (212 amino acids)
Cellular component (GO): chloroplast membrane
Source: RefSeq, a predicted model, not a curated record